AUGGAGAAAAUCUAUGAAGAAGCAUCAAAGAGGAUUAAAAACCUGACCCAAACUGAAUUAAACUCUGUAAACUUGUUCAAGACUAUAAACGAACAUGCACUCUCACUCCAUAACUAUUAUAUUGACAGAUUGAUAUUGAGCCCGGAAAAGUUUGAGAAGAUCGAUAAAAAUAUUCGUCGAAUUCUUAUGGACAAUCAUAUCCACUUGAAACCCGCAAACAAAAAAAGAUUUUAUCUUCCAAGAAAGGAAUUUGGUAGAGGCCUGGAGUCAGUCAGUAAUAAAGCGGAGAGAAUCAUUCUUCAAUUUUAUGCUGAUUUGAAAUAUAAGGCAAACUACUGCCUAAAAAGAGCAGAAAUUCUACUCGUCAUCAAUUCAAAGAAAACGCAUACGGCCACUAUCGCAGAAUUCUUGUCUCGAAAAUACAAUGAAAACGUAAAUGAAUUGAAAAUAUCAGACCUGGUAAAACUUCAACGUGAAUAUCUAUGUAAAAAAUCGAAAGAAGCCCUUGCACUCUAUUUUGUUCGAAUGUCUAAAGAAUACUGA
Molecule: messenger RNA, 543 nt
Organism: Octopus sinensis (East Asian common octopus)
Lineage: Eukaryota; Metazoa; Mollusca; Cephalopoda; Octopoda; Octopodidae
Exons: 1
Coding region: 1-543 (180 amino acids)
Source: RefSeq, a predicted model, not a curated record